Molecule: messenger RNA, 1497 nt
Organism: Fusarium poae
Lineage: Eukaryota; Fungi; Ascomycota; Sordariomycetes; Hypocreales; Nectriaceae
Exons: 3
Coding region: 1-1497 (498 amino acids)
Source: RefSeq, a predicted model, not a curated record
AUGAAGUGGCAACCCUUUCUCGCCCUCGGUCGCACUCUUCAAAGUGUCACCGGUCUCGAACUCAUUGGAGAAUCCGAUUUGGAUGGCGGAGUUAUCUGUUAUACGUACCUUUCAACAUACCUGGUUCCAGCCGACGCCGCGACCACCGGGAGAGUGUUACCAACAGCAGUCCUCCCAACAUCACGAGGAAUCUUGCCUCCGUACUUUACCAAUCAUUCUACUUCCUUGCCUCCAUUCACGUUUCCAUCCGAGCCCGAUUCCUCUGAUAUAGUCCAAGAGCCUACUUCAGUCAAUCUGCUCACAUCGUCGGACUUUGCCGUUCCGACAUCAGAGUCCGGUAGCCUUUUACUGCCCGACCCAGCGACAUCGAUUGGAUCUCCAGCCACUACCUCUGGAGUCAUCUCUGGUCAAGAUGUUAUCUUCUUUGUCGCGCCUACAACCGAUGAAAGUCGGCGCUUCAUCAAGAGAGCACCGGGACGAUUCAUUGGUGGAAAUGACGCUGUUGAGAUUUGUACCAACGCCGCUGUCUUUAGCCUCGCAGACGGACAGCUCUUAGACAACGGAGACCCUGUUUAUUAUGCUGGCGAGCCCUAUGAGCAGUUCGGUGGGCAAGGGCCACCACCCGACGGCGCCAUUACCAGGGAAUUCACGACUGUGAAUGGAUUGCUCACAUUUUCCAGCAGUUCGUUACCUGGUAAUGGCGCAGGCUUCUGCCGGGAUGAUAGCGGUCAGGUGUACAUCACUUUUGGAUCAAGCCCGCCAGGAUGUGAUCCAGUCUCGAUACGUGUCUAUCCAAUCGAACAAUGCCAGAAUGGCCAGAUCAUCGGACUUGAUGAUGCCACUCCGACCGAACCGAACCAAUCUUCUACGAUUGCCAAGCCCACAAGCACUGCGUUCCCGACAGUAACAUCUCGUUUCGGCUCAUCUUCGACAAUUAUUGGCGUCGUAACUGCAUCUACUCAGGUGUCACACUCUAGCGACGCAUCCCCCGGGACGAUCGAGACAACGCAGUCAUCGGAGCCUACACAAAGUCCCGGAGAUAGUAAUAACGAGAAUGUUGAGCUUCCAACGGACACCCAGGUCAAUCGAGCAUUCCUACCAUACUGGGACGAUCUGUACCUUGACCGAAGCAAAGGACAUACAAUUGUAUACGAAAUCUUCGAGGGCAUUUUUGGUGAGGAACUUGUUAUCGAGUUCAUCCUGGGCAAGGUCGACAGCCCUGGCAUAUAUCACUUCGAGGCCAACUUUGUAAGGGAUGAACCAUUUUCGCUCAGAUUCCAAUAUUAUACGACGCCGGAGCAAGGAUCAAGCGCAACAGCCGGCUUCCAGAACCUGCUGACAGGGAGGUAUGCUCAGGCUUCAUAUAACGAGGCAAACAUUCUCAUAGAUGGGGCAUCUAUUAUUAUGGUAACUAACCAGGUCAAUACCGUCAUAAAUCUUACUUUUGACAACACUGAGUGCGGAAAGGGUCAAGAUCGAGUGCCAGAAGAUCCAUGA